UAGCUAAUUUAAAAUAAAAUAAAUAUGCGAUCGCAGCCCUUACAAAAAAAGAGCCGUUUUGGAACUGCAGUCGACUGUGGUAUUUUGGACGCAGUAAUUGUAGAAUAACUGCAGUGUCCUGCCUUUAUACCGCACUCUAAACUGCAAAGUUACUGCAGUCAAAUAAACGUUAUUUUGGACGUAGUAUUAGCAGCAUACUGCAGUUAUACAACACAGUAUUUGUAGCAUACUGAAGUUAUACUGCACGCUGACCGCAAUCUUUUUUCGUAAGGUAUUUAGAAUAGCCCAAAAACCUGCAACCCGUGACAUUUUCAUCCACGACAUAAUUUUCUAAGUAGCCCAAUUUGCUAGAAAACCGCGAACAUGGCAACGCGGCUCGCGCACUGUCAGGUGAGGUCUAGUUUUGAGAAAUAUAGAUCGAUCUGAUGGAGCAUGUUCAGAGAGAAGAUGGAACUGACAGAACGGACAGAGCAUGUUGAGAGAAAAGAAAGAGAACUUACAGACCAGACUCUGUGUCUGAGCCAAACAGCUGGACAGGACAUCUCUUAACAGCAGAACAGAGAUGGAAUGACGAGAUAACAACCUGAGAAGCCAUGAGACUUGAGAUCAGUGCCAAUGCUGUGUUUGUGGAGGACACGACGUGUACCACCGAUAUCUGCCAGGGCCAGCUGGGUGACUGUUGGCUUCUGGCUGCCCUGUCCUGCCUUACCAUGCACCCCCAUCUCUUUGUCAAAGUGGUACCACCUAAUCAGAGCCUGACAGAAUCCUAUGCUGGCAUCUUCCACUUCAUGUUCUGGCAGUAUGGUGAGUGGGUGGAGGUGGUAGUAGAUGACAGGCUACCUGUACGCGAGGGCCGCCUGCUCUUCAGCUACUCCUGUACCCGCAACGAGUACUGGAGCGCCCUGGUGGAGAAAGCCUAUGCCAAGCUGAUCGGGUCGUAUGGCAGUCUGAAGGGAGGUAAUAUCUCUGAGGCAAUGGAGGACUUCACAGGCGGCAUAGCCUACUCCCUCCCUGUCUCCUCACGCACCCCAAGGGUCAUGUGGAAAGCCCUCUCUGCUGCCCUGUCCCGUGGCAGCCUGCUCAGCUGCUUCAUACAGGCUAGUAACUACCGUGAGAUAGGCACAGUGACUGCAGAGGGACUGGUGAAGGGCCAUGCCUACGCCAUCACAGACACUGACACGGUGAAGAAGCCGGAUGGUGAGGCCUUGUUGCUACGGCUGAGGAAUCCCUGGGGCUUUGUGGAGUACUCUGGACCCUGGAGUGACAAGAGUAAAGACUGGGACGAUGUGGAUGCUGCUGAAAAGAAAAGGAUUGAGCUGAAAAAGAGUGAGGAUGGAGAAUUCUGGAUGAAUGUGGAGGACUUCACUAGGCUGUUUGACACAGUGGAGCUGUGUAGCGUGAACCCUGAACCCAUAGUGGACGGGGAAACACCCGACUCCCCUGCCGCCCCCACCUCUGCAUGGACACUCAGCUCCCACAAAGGCUCCUGGGUACCGGGCUCCACCGCAGGGGGCAGUCGUAGUUACCGUCGAUCAUUCUGGAAGAAUCCCCAGUUCCAGCUUGUCCUUGCCGAGCAGGACAAGGAAGAAGAUGAUGAUGAUGAUGAUGAGGAUGAAGAGAUGACCCCGGAGGAGAAGAUGGUGGCAGAGAAGCAGAAGAAGAAAGCAAAGCAGUGCACCGUGCUGGUGGAACUACUGCAGAAAGACCGGAGAAAGAGGAAUAAAAUUAACUUUCUCCACAUCGCCUUCCACAUCUACAGGGUUCCUCCAGAGCUCCAGGGCCUGUGUUUGGACCAGAGUUUCUUCUCUAACCAGCACCCUGUGGGGCGCUCUGGGAAGUACCAGCCCCUCAGGGCUGUGUGGAGGAAGGUGAGGCUGGACCCGGGAAACUACGUGAUCCUGGCCUCCACCUACAGGCCCAACGUGCCUGCGGAAUUCUUCCUCCGCGUCUACUCCAAGACUGGCAACAAUCUGGGGACACAAGACUUCACUUGCUCCACUGGCUUCCUCAUGGUAAUGUCAAUGCCACCAGUCUUGCCAGAGGAUCGCAAGAGAGUACAGAAGACCUUUGAUGAGGUGGCGGGCCCGGAUGACAAGCUGAAUGCUAAGGAGUUCAUGAAGCUGGUUAACUCAGUUCUGGAGAAAGACUACCAGCUGCCACUGGAGACAUGCAGACAGCUCAUCUUUGGAGAGGAAACUGGGGGGCGUAGCAGUCUGACCCGAGAGCAGACAGAGCCUGUGCUGGCCUCUCUUCGCAGUCUGCAGUCCAUCUUCUUCAAGUUUGAUCAGGACUCUUCAGGGACUAUGAGCCCCUUUGAGCUUAGUCUGGCCCUCCAGGCUGCUGGUGUGCAGUGUGAUGGCCAGGUCAUACAGCUGCUGUGGGAGAGGUUUGGCUCUGGGGAGCUGCACCUGCCUUUCCAUGGGUUUGUGGCCUGUGUCUCCAGGCUGCGCAAGCUAUUUGUGGCUGCUCCGACUCCUGACCGUGUGAGAGUGCUCUGUAAAGGAGGUUUCUGCGUGGGCACUGCAGGGAAAUUCUAUCUGACCAGGAACAUAUGAUAACAUCAUGCCUCCAUAACAUCAUGCCUCCGCUGGCACAUAUUACACAAUCCAUGUCUCAGUCUCAAGGCUUACAGAUCCUUCUUUAACCUGUCUCCUCCAACUAAUCUACACUCAGUGUAUAUCAGCUAUUUCAGCUAAAUAUUUCCAGUAUUCCUGUUAUAUAUAUUCAGUAUUACAGCCAAGUAUUCAUGUUCCCUCUUUCAUCGUUUGACUUUUAAAUAGUGAAAAUGUAGUUAAACUGUUGAAAAUUAUCAUAAAAUGUAUCCCAAAAUAAAAAUCUGCU
This is a messenger RNA of Oncorhynchus gorbuscha (pink salmon), 2841 nucleotides long. RefSeq names its product calpain-9-like. Gene Ontology annotation, cellular component: cytoplasm. Lineage: Eukaryota; Metazoa; Chordata; Actinopteri; Salmoniformes; Salmonidae. The record is from RefSeq and is a predicted model, not a curated record. Gene Ontology annotation, biological process: negative regulation of apoptotic process; proteolysis. The coding region runs from base 594 to 2555 and encodes 653 amino acids. The transcript has 21 exons. Gene Ontology annotation, molecular function: calcium-dependent cysteine-type endopeptidase activity; calcium ion binding.